Dendroctonus ponderosae (mountain pine beetle) is the source of this 1341-nucleotide messenger RNA. RefSeq names its product translin. Gene Ontology annotation, biological process: RNA metabolic process. The transcript has 6 exons. NCBI's taxonomy places the organism in Eukaryota, Metazoa, Arthropoda, Insecta, Coleoptera, Curculionidae. The coding region runs from base 216 to 911 and encodes 231 amino acids. Gene Ontology annotation, molecular function: single-stranded DNA binding; sequence-specific DNA binding; RNA binding. Gene Ontology annotation, cellular component: cytoplasm; nucleus. The record is from RefSeq and is a predicted model, not a curated record.
AUCUAUGWUUGUCUCURRUCGUAUAAAAACAUUGACAARAUAAAAACAAACGGGUUUUUCACAUUGAGYGCCUGGAACURUUAAAAWUUCGCAAAAAUUAAGCGCCCCAAUAUAUAAAUCAGUUGAAAUAUCUGUCAGUGUGCAAAUAGCAGUCGUGUUGGCGUGCCAAAGUGAAAAUUAGUGUUUGAGGUUAUCCGGCCGUUUGUGCUCUUGUCAUGGCGGAGCCCACCAAGGUGAUAACCGAAAUCUUCGGCCCCUUUCAAGACUCCAUUAAUGCCGAGCAAGACAUUCGAGAGUUGAUUCGCUCCAUUAUGAAGGACGUUGAAAAGUCCCUUAGGGAGACGGUGAUUGCGAUGCAGGUGAUCCAUAGCGAAGUCAACUGCGAAUAUAUUCAUCAUUCGCUCCUGAAGGCUCGCUCCUUGUUUGAGGAGGUGCAGAAGGGCUUCGAUGAGCUCGACAAAACUGUGCCGCCAGGCCAAUACUACAGAUACAACGAUCAUUGGCGCUUCUCUACCCAAAGGCUGUGCUUCCUCGCAGCCCUAAUUGUGUUCUUGGAAAAGGGCUUCCUCAUCGAUCAAGUGACUGCGGCGCAAAUGCUGGGAUUACACGACAAGGAGAACAUUCACUUGGACUUGGAGGAUUAUUUGCAUGGGCUUCUCAACUUGGCGUCUGAAUUGGCCCGUUUUGCCGUAAAUUCCGUCACCUUGGGGGAUUACAGCAGGCCUUUGCAAAUCUCCAAGUUCGUCGCCGAGCUGAACGCAGGCUUUCGACUUCUCAAUCUCAAAAACGACUCGCUCAGGAAGCGCUUCGACGCUCUCAAAUACGAUGUUAAGAAAAUUGAGGAGGUCGUCUAUGAUAUAUCUAUUAGAGGCCUGACGCCCAAAGCCUCCGCUGAGGACGCUGCCGAUUAACAAUAGUGAAUAGCACCUAUAAUAGUUUUUUGUUUUCUAUAAGACCUUUAAGAUCUAAGUUUGUGCGUUCGAUCGCUGGCGCAACUGCCUACACACUCUGCACCUGAAUUUCGCCUGCGGCGGGCCGUCAAUAUGGACCUGAUCCUCAUCGCGAUUAUAGUGCUCCAAGCAGGGUAGAUGAGUUUGCAAUUCCUCGUCAUUUUUCAGCUCUUCAGGCAGAUAAUUCCAUAUUUGGUACAGUCUGACGCCCGAUAGUCUCAGCAGGUCGCCCUUAAAAUUAAACGAAUACAUUGAAUGAAUUUCUGUUUUGAAUAUCAUCUGAUAAUGCAAUUGACUCAGUCGCUAUCUUAUUGAGUGCGAACAAGGUGGGGCGAAUGCGAUAAUGUAAAAUCCUUUGCUGUUUGUAACUUAUUAAAUUACUUCUUACCUU